Molecule: messenger RNA, 2138 nt
Organism: Eruca vesicaria subsp. sativa (arugula)
Lineage: Eukaryota; Viridiplantae; Streptophyta; Magnoliopsida; Brassicales; Brassicaceae
Source: the annotation of a GenBank genome assembly
CACCACCCUGAAACUGAACUCUUCUGUCUUCUUGUCUGGACCGAAGUUUUGUCGUCUCUGUUGAGAAAUACAACCAUCGCCGAUCAAUUCUCGUAAAUACAUAGAAAGACAAACAUAUCAUAAUCUAAUGGGCUGUACUGUGAGGACGAAGCACGUUAGACCAAACCGAAAGACCCGAUCCAAGAAACCCCAAUUCGAUCCCUCUUCUUGUCUCCUCGACAAGGCAUCUUUAUCAAGUCUCAAACAUCUUGUUUAUCACCCAAGUCUUGUUGAUGCAAACCCUAGCGGAAACUUCGAGGAGAAUGGUUUGGGUUACUGUACUGAGGAGCAGCUAGAGGAUCUACUCCUGAAACAUUUGGAGUGUUUUUACAACGAAGCGGUUUCAAAGCUUGUGGUUUUAGGUUACGACGAGGAUGUAGCCUUGAGAGCUGUUUUGAGUAAUGGUUAUUGUUAUGGUGGGGUGGAUGUUUUAACCAACAUUAUGCAUAAUGCGUUGGCUCAUCUAAGUAAUAAUAAGGAGGGUGGGAUUGAGGAUGGUUUAGAGGAGACUGUGUUCACUGAUUUGAGACAGUUGGUUGAGUAUUCUCUUGCUGGUAUGGUUUAUUUGUUGCAACAAGUUAAGCCUCGUUUGAGUAGAGGUGAUGCGUUGUGGUGUUUGCUUGUGAGUGAGCUUCACGUUGGGAAGGCGAGUAUGAUGGAUAUACCAAUGAGAGGUACUGAUUUGAGAUUGCAGAGAGAGGUUGAUGAUUGUCCGAGGAGGAGGUUUAAUCUCACUCCUUCUAUGAAGUCUUUAUUGAGAGAGAAUGUUGCUGCUUUCGCCGCUGGGUUUCGUGCUAGUAGUAUGAAGCAGUCUGAGACUAAUGAGCAGACGACAUGUAGCUCUGGAAGUGUGAGUUCAGUUAUGGAGAAGUUCCAGGAUCUGAACCUUGAUGAGAGUGUUGAUACAGCACCUGAGAAGGAUAAGGAUGUUGCUUUGUUAGGAUUGUUGCGUCAGGUUCAGGAACUCAAGAGGCAAGUGAAUGAUAGGAGAGAAUGGGCUGAGAAGAAGGCGAUGCAAGCUGCAGCAAAGGUCAGUGAUGAACUAGCCGAGCUUCAGUCGUUGAGGAGUGAGAGAGAAGAGACCUUACGGUUGAAGAAGUGGAAACAAACUCAUGAGGAGUCAACUGUGAAAAGAAUAUCAGACAUGGAGAAUGAUCUUAGGAAAGUGAGUAGUCAUAUUGACAAGACUAAUAUGAUGGCGAGGACACUUGAGAACGAGAAUGCAGUGAUCCGGGCUGAAAUGGAAGCUUCUAAGUUGAGUGCAUCAGAGUCGCUGGAGGCAACGAAGAAGGAGAAGAAAGGCUUGAAGAAGCUUGUAAUGUGGGAGAAGCAGAAACUGAAGUUGGAAGACGAGAUUGAAGCUGAGAAAGAAAAGAUUAAGACACUCAAUAUGGCUUUAGCAGAGAUCACUCAUGAGGAAAAAGAAUACGAGGAGAAAUGGAGGGAAGAGAAGAAAGCAAAGGAGCAGGUGUUAGCUCAAGUGGAAGAAGAACAACGGUUCAAGGAAGCAACCGAGGUUAGAAACAAGGGAAAGGUUGAAAGCUUGCGGUUGAAGAUCGAAAUAGACUUUCAGAGACAUAAAGACGAUCUCCAGAGACUGGAACAAGAGCUGUCUCGGCUCAACAAGAUCUCUUCCUCUGACUCAAGCCUCCAAUCCAGUGACAACUGCCACACAAAUGGAAAAUCAGAUAAGUUGAAGGGAGAAGUAAUGUGUACACUGCUUGAAGAGCUGGAGAGGCUUGAUGGGUUAUAUGAGAAAGAAGAAACCUAUGACCGGGAAUGUCUUAUCUGCAUGAGAGAUGAGGUUUCGGUUGUGUUUCUCCCUUGUGCUCAUCAAGUUGUCUGCGGGAAUUGCAGCGAUAGCUUCAUGGGAGGUGGCAAAGCUACUUGUCCUUGUUGCAGAGCUCCAGUUCAGCAGAGAAUCCGUGUCUUUGGAGUGUCUUCGUAGUCCAAAUACUUUAACUUGAAACUCAUGAAGCUCUCUACUUCAUAUUGUCUCAUUGAAAUUUAACUGUGGCUUGAAGUAGACGGUUUUUGAAUGUUAAUUAUGUGUUCUUAACUCUUUACAUAAACAUUUCUCUUUUGUUAGAAGAUGUUAC